UAUUACCAAAUUAAUUAUAAAACUAAUUCUUAUUCUUUUCAGGGAAAUAUUGUAUUCAUAAAUACACAUAUGAAUUUUUGUGCUGGUAUCUUGAUAUCUUACACAAAACUAUGCAAAUUUAAAUAUAAACUCUUAUCUCAAGUUGAAUAUAUGAGUGAAAAAUCUAAUAAUACGUGGAUACUAAAUCCAAAAUUAGGUACAAUUUAUAAUCUGUUUUAUGGUGGUAUGUGGCAAAAACCUAUCGAUGAUAUAUAUUGGGAACACAAUGGUAUUUUACUGGCAAAUGCAACAAGAGGAGAUUUUGAGAAAUGUGUUGAGUUAGCUACAGAAGGAUUUAGAAUCUGGACAGAAAAGUCUAUUGAUUCUAAAAUAUGUAUAUUAUCCAAGCUUACGUCAAUAUUACAAACUAAUGAACCUUUAUUAGCGAAUGAAAUAUCUCAUUGGAUAAAAUUGGCAUAUUACUAUAAGAAUCACGUGAAUUGUCAUCAGAAUGACAAAUUUGAAGUAACAAAAAUUCGUAUACCAAAAGGUGUCAUUUUUCUUGAAAAGAAAGAUGCAGUUACUCUAUUUCGCGAGUUAACACAAUGUUUAAUUACUGGCAAUGCUGUCAUUGUGAUAUGUAAUCCAGAUGUGUGCACUCUAGUAAAAUAUUGUGACAUAUUUUCAACAGCAACAAUACCAUCGGGUGUUAUAAAUCUCAUUUCAAGUUAAAUUAUAGCCUACAUGA
Molecule: messenger RNA, 727 nt
Organism: Nylanderia fulva
Lineage: Eukaryota; Metazoa; Arthropoda; Insecta; Hymenoptera; Formicidae
Molecular function (GO): oxidoreductase activity
Source: RefSeq, a predicted model, not a curated record